AUGGCAAUCAUCACAGAGUUGUGGGACGUGGAGGUUAUAUGGAAGUUGGCGGCGGUAACUAGAUCCAAGGUGGUAAUCUACAAUGUUUACCGAUCAGUGUAUCUCCUGUAUUUCCACCCAUUGGCACGUUUCCCAGGACCCAAGUUUGCCGCCGUGUCUGAGGUUUCCCACGUCUACAACUGGUACGUUUCUCGAAAAGAACUCCAUGACGUUUCAUUGAUGCAAUUCUCCCCCAUAGGCUUACUGGAAGUUACCACAAUCAUAUACAUCGUCUCCAUCAGAUUUACGACGGGGCAUGUGUUCCUCAAAUCAUCAUUUUAUGCCGGCCCUAGUGAUUACAGCACGAUAGUAAUGGAGAGAGAUCCAGCCAAGCACCGAGAAACCAAGAGGCUCAUGGCUUAUGGAUUUAGCUCCAAGGAGCUUCAGGCUCAGGAGCCAAUCCUCAAGACGAACCUGGGUCUCUUGACUCAUCAAAUCGAAACUCAAGGCGGUUUUGACAAGAAUGGCGUCUCCCUCAAUAAGUUUUUGCAGGGCUUUGUGUUUGACACAAUUGGAGAGCUUGCCCUGGGCGAGCCAUUCGGAGCACUUGGCACAGGCAAGCCUCACCCUUGGAUUGAAACCAUACACGGCGCCAUCUAUUUCAUGAGCAUCGUUCAAAUCGCACCGCGUCUGCCGAUCCUCUUGUUGGCUCUCCCGUUUGUCGCGCCGUGGAGCUCGAUCGGUCAGUUCAUCAGCUUCUUCAGGUACCAGAGCGCAAUGACUCGCAAAAGGCUUUCUCGGCCAUUGCACGACGACAAAAGAGACCUUUUCAGCUUUCUCCUGAAGGAGAAACCCGACAACUUCUCGCAAGUUGCAUCUGAGGCUUGGCUCGGGAACCAGGCGGGCGUCAUGAUCGCUGCAGGCUUCGACACAUCAGCCGUAACAGCCGUUGCUGCAUCAUAUUACCUCGCGAAAAAUCCCGAGAAGAUGAGGCGCCUGCGUGAAGAAGUAUGCGAAAGAUUCACCGACUCUUCCGAGAUGAGCGGCACCGCGGUUCAGCAGCUGUCUUAUCUGGCGGCAUGCAUCGAGGAGACCAUGAGAAUCAUGCCUCCCAUCACGUUUGGUUUGCCUCGCGAAAGUCCGGGUGCCGAAGUUGACGGAAAAUUCGUACCCAAAGGGACCGUCGUUUCUACGAGUGGCUGGAGCAUCACACGCCGUCACGAGUAUUUCUUUGACCCGGAAGCCUUCCACCCCGAGAGGUGGUUGCCGCCUUCUCACAAGUAUUAUGAUCCUCUGUUCUGCAACGAUCUCAAGGAAGCCUCACAACCGUUCUCACUGGGCCCUCGUGUUUGCUUGGGUAUAAACCUGGCUUAUGUGGAACUGAAGCUUUUGCUGGCUCGUCUUGUUUGGGAAUACAAGUGGCACUUGGUCAAUGAGGGCAGUUUUGACUGGGAUAAAGACCGCAAGUUUCAGGCUCUGUGGGUGCUCCCUCAAGUCCGGGUGAGAUAUGAGCGGGCUAGAUAG
Messenger RNA from Colletotrichum higginsianum IMI 349063, 1503 nucleotides. RefSeq names its product Cytochrome P40 monooxygenase. Lineage: Eukaryota; Fungi; Ascomycota; Sordariomycetes; Glomerellales; Glomerellaceae. Bases 1 to 1503 code for a protein of 500 amino acids. The record is from RefSeq and is a predicted model, not a curated record. The transcript has 6 exons. Gene Ontology annotation, molecular function: heme binding; oxidoreductase activity, acting on paired donors, with incorporation or reduction of molecular oxygen; iron ion binding.